Molecule: messenger RNA, 684 nt
Organism: Menidia menidia (Atlantic silverside)
Lineage: Eukaryota; Metazoa; Chordata; Actinopteri; Atheriniformes; Atherinopsidae
Source: the annotation of a GenBank genome assembly
AGCUGUGCAGACCAGUUGACCAUGCCUGGGCUUCUGCUGGGUGACGAAUUCCCCAACUUCGAGGCCGAUACCACCAUCGGAAAAAUAAAGUUCCACGACUUUCUUGGCAACUCAUGGGGUGUCCUGUUUUCCCACCCCAGGGACUUCACACCUGUCUGCACCACUGAGCUGGCCUGUGCCGCUCAGAUCAGCAAUGAGUUCACAAAACGGGGGGUGAAGAUGAUCGCGUUGUCCAUCGACAGCGUUGAAGACCAUCGCAGCUGGAUCAAGGACGUGAUGGCGGUCAGCAGCGAGGCUGACCAUACCCUGCCUUUCCCCAUCAUCGCCGACGACAAGAGAGAGCUGUCAGUCCAGCUGGGCAUGCUGGACCCGGACGAGAAGGACAAAGAUGGGCUGCCUCUCACUGCCCGCUGUGUCUUUGUCAUUGGCCCAGACAAGAAGCUGAAGCUGUCCAUCCUUUACCCAGCCACCACCGGGAGGAACUUCAACGAGCUGCUCAGAGUUAUCGACUCUUUGCAGCUGACGGCUCAGAAGAAGGUGGCCACGCCUGUCGACUGGAAGCCUGGUGACAAAGUGAUGGUCAUUCCCUCGCUCUCUGAUUCGGAGGCUACCGCCCUCUUCCCUAAAGGCGUGACCACUAAAGACGUGCCCUCUGGAAAGAAAUACAUGCGCUACACCCAGAUC